This is a messenger RNA of Dipodomys spectabilis (banner-tailed kangaroo rat), 5003 nucleotides long. It is a transcript of the gene Pdlim5, whose product is annotated as PDZ and LIM domain 5. Gene Ontology annotation, cellular component: Z disc; filamentous actin; adherens junction. Gene Ontology annotation, molecular function: actin binding; muscle alpha-actinin binding. The record is from RefSeq and is a predicted model, not a curated record. Lineage: Eukaryota; Metazoa; Chordata; Mammalia; Rodentia; Heteromyidae. The coding region runs from base 131 to 1909 and encodes 592 amino acids. Gene Ontology annotation, biological process: actin cytoskeleton organization; heart development; muscle structure development. The transcript is spliced from 13 exons.
UCCCCGCAGGCCUUAGGGACCGCGCCAGCCGGGCGAGUCACUUGUCAGCGCUGGUCCGAGGCGGAGGCCACGCCACGCGGCUGCGGAGUUUGUUUGAUCUUCUGUCGUUGGACUUGGAUCCAUUGGAACCAUGAGCAACUACAAUGUGUCCUUGGUUGGCCCAGCUCCGUGGGGCUUCCGGCUUCAAGGUGGCAAAGAUUUCAACAUGCCUCUGACAAUCUCUAGUCUGAAAGAUGGGGGCAAGGCGUCCCAGGCCAACGUGAGAAUAGGCGACAUCGUCCUCAGCAUCGAUGGGAUCAGUGCGCACGGAAUGACUCAUCUUGAAGCACAGAACAAGAUUAAGGCUUGUACAGGCUCUUUGAAUAUGACUCUGCAAAGAGCAUCUGCUACAUCCAAGCCUGAGCCAGUUACUGUUCAGAAGGGAGAACCUAAAGAAGUAGUUAAGCCUGUGCCCAUUACAUCUCCUGCUGUGUCCAAAGUCACUUCCACAACCAACAUGGCCUACAAUAAGGCACCUCGGCCCUUUGGUUCUGUGUCUUCACCAAAAGUCACCUCCAUUCCAUCACCAUCGUCUGCCUUCACCCCAGCCCAUGCCACCACCUCAUCACACGCUUUCCCUCCACCUGUGGCUGCUGACCCUCCUCCCCCCUUCUCUGCAUCUGGACUGCAUGUUAAUGCCAACCCUAGUGCUGACCAGUGUUCUUCUGCACUGAGCACGGGUAAAACUGCAGUUAAUGUCCCACGGCAGCCCACAACCACCAGCGUGUGUUCCGAGCCUGCUCAGGAGCUAGCGGAGGGACAGAGAAGAGGAUCCCAGGGUGACAGUAAACAGCAAAAUGGCCCACCAAGAAAGCACAUUGUGGAGCGCAAUACAGAGUUUUACCACAUACCCACUCACAGUGAUGCCAGCAAGAAGAGACUGAUUGAGGACACGGAGGACUGGCGCCCAAGGACUGGAACAACUCAGUCUCGCUCCUUCCGAAUCCUCGCCCAGAUCACCGGGACUGAGCAUUUGAAAGAAUCUGAAGCUGAUAAUGCAAAGAAGGCAAACCCCACUGAGCACCCCACUUCGGCAGGAGCCUCACCCCGGAUGGUGUGUGAAGGUGCGGACAGCACAGGCGUGGGCAGACCCGGGGCGGCCAGCCUUACCACCGCCGCUGCCUUCAGACCCGUAGCAUCCACCGGCGUCAUCAAACCACCCAGCUGGCAGCGGCCAAGCCAAGCAGCACCUUCUACUGGAAGAAUCUCAAACAAUGUGACUUCCUCAGGAGCCGGGGAACCAGCUGGCUCAGCUGCGGGGCAGCCCCAGCCCAGCGACCAGGACACAUUGGUGCAGAGGGCAGAGCACAUCCCCGCAGGGAAGCGAACUCCCAUGUGUGCCCACUGCAACCAGGUCAUCAGGGGACCAUUCCUAGUGGCACUGGGGAAAUCUUGGCACCCAGAAGAAUUUAACUGUGCUCACUGCAAAAAUACCAUGGCCUACAUUGGAUUUGUAGAGGAGAAAGGGGCUCUGUAUUGUGAGCUGUGCUAUGAGAAAUUCUUUGCUCCUGAAUGUGGUCGAUGCCAAAGGAAGAUCCUUGGAGAAGUCAUCAAUGCUUUGAAACAAACUUGGCACGUUUCCUGUUUUGUGUGUGUGGCCUGUGGAAAGCCCAUUCGUAAUAAUGUAUUUCACCUGGAGGAUGGGGAACCCUACUGUGAGACUGAUUAUUAUGCCCUUUUUGGUACUAUAUGCCGUGGAUGUGAAUUCCCCAUCGAAGCUGGGGACAUGUUCCUGGAAGCCUUGGGCUAUACUUGGCAUGAUACUUGCUUUGUAUGCUCAGUGUGCUGUGAAAGUUUGGAAGGUCAGACAUUUUUCUCCAAGAAGGACAAGCCUCUUUGCAAAAAGCAUGCUCAUUCUGUGAAUUUUUGAAAGCCAGCAGUUCAGAAGAAUUUUGAAGAAAAAGGAAAAGAAUUAAAUUACCAAUUAAGUUUUAGAUUAUUUUCAUGAAGAGUUGAAAACUAAUAGUAUCCUGAAGAGAAACUUCUAUCAUUAAAAACCAAGUCUAUGAGGAAAUACUUGGUUUUAUAAAAAGGACAGUUUAGCAUUUAGUAGUACUUUUUCCUGUAUUCCCCCCCCCCCCCAAUAACCUUUAUCAGAGUUCUUCUGAUUGACUAUUAAAGUCAUCUUAGAAUACAUCAAAGAAUGAAAUUUUAGGAAGAAUGCCUCUAGUCUCUAUUCUGAAAUAAUUACACUUUCCUUGAUAGUUAUGAGAGUAUGUGCAAAAAGCAGUAGAAAUGACUUAAACUUUAUUAAUAAGAGAAUCAUGGUUAAAAAACUGUUUAUCUUUGAAAUAGUAAAUAAGAGUUUAAACAGAAUAUUAUCAGUAGGAAGUGUCAGUUUCAUUGAAAAUGUGUGUACUUUUCUUUUGGUCUUAGAAUUGAUCAUUCCAGUGGGAAAGGCCAAUGAGACUUUUGCUCAAAAUGUAUCCAGCCAAUAAGAGUGUUACAUUGUUCUCUUUUCUCUACCUUCCUCCCCAGAACUGCAUAUAGCUUACAUAUCUCAAUUGUUGCUUUUAUUGAAAUAGGACAGUUUCUAUUUACUGUGUAUACUUUAUCACCUGUAUUAGUCAAACUCCAAUUUUUUCCCUCCCUCAUAUUGAGAUACAGAGCUGAUUAAAUAGCUUGAAGCUCUACAGUUUUCUCUGUUCUGCGAAGAAAUAGGUAGUAGAUAGUUAGGAGUUGUGGUAACCGAAGGAUUGUGCCUAACCUAAACAACAAACCAAAAGAACCACUUUCCACUUUCAGAUGAUGAAAAUCUGAUCACUUGUAGGCCUAUGCCACUGACUGAAAAUUUGAGAGCUCUUCUUGCUAAGGGAUAAAAAAAAAGUUCUACAUUAGGACUGGUUAGACAGCUGUGAUAAAAUGGUGUGUGUGUGUGUGUGUGUGUGUGUGUGUGUGAGUGUGUGUGUGUGAGUGUGUGUGUGUGUGUGUGUGUGUGUGUGUGUUGGGGUUUCUUCUUUGGGAAGCUUUUAGUCCCAGAGUUUCAGUAUCCUGGGAGGAGAAUUUGCUGAAUUAUUUGGAUUGCCUUGUUAUUUAUUUUCCCAAUGGGUUAAAGAAUUAUGGAGAUACCACCUGGAGACACAGAAACAAUUGUGGUAAAACUGUGGGUACCGUUAAUCUCUGCCCAGUCAGAAAACAAAUUAUGGCAUUUAGUACAUUUAGUAGCUUUCUCUUUGUUUCUCGAGUGGAUGAAAGCCCAUGGUCCCGCUGCAGUAUAAUUGGAAUCUGUUUGGGGCAAGGUGCUUUUAAAGGCCAGACAGUCCACACAUCCUUCCAGCCCCAUCACUCACUCCCACUCUGGGCCCAUUGUGUGCAUGUUUGUUACAGAGGAGGUUUUAGGCUAUACUAUUUGUUUAACCUCCCUAAGAACUUUCAAGGCAUCUGUCCUGAAAGCUGUUAAUGUAUGGUCCUUCAGGCUUAUAUUAUAUGCAGAUAAUAAUUAACUGGGGAUAAAGGAAUAACAAGGGGUGACACAGUUGCAAACUGAGUGCUUCUCCCAUAGCAACCCCACACUACCUCCCACCCUGCAUCUUGUGUAGGGGGCAGGAACUGAAUUGUGCAUUAUCUCAGCGCUGCUGAAGCCCCCUAGAGGCGACUUGCUGGCCCAGGACACCCAUCUCCACGUCAUUCUUUCAUUCUGUGUAUUACAAAACAAAUUGGUGGUUUUGUUUUGGCAUGUUCGCGUUUUGUUGCUUUAGUUUUGCCUUUCUAGAUUUUAUGCCAAGAUAAUAUUUGAUAAGUCAGUGCCAUUUGGGUAUGGUCUUCAAAGAUUUUUUUUAUUUAACCUGGAUUUCUCAUCAAGUUAUAUUUCUUUAGGAAUAUAUAUCAUGUUUAUUAGACUUUUUAUUCUACAUAUUAUUCAUGGAGCAUAAUGUAAUGUAAUGGAGCAUAAUAAAAUCCAGAUUUUAAAUCCUAAGAGAGUAGCGUUGCUUCCUAAGUUAUCUUUGUGUCCAUAUGCUUUAUAUCUGUGUUCCUAAGACAGUUAAUCCUGUGAAAUAAAUACUGACCAUAACCCAGAAGUAUCUCUGUAUUUUCUGGUGGGGAUUGCCAUGUUUAAUUCACCAACAUUAAUAUUUUAAUAACUGACAGAGCACUUUAUUCUUCUGGUGAGCUCCCUGAAUAUUUAUUUUUCUGAUUAUAAAUAUUCUGUGUCUAGCAGGGUUAUUAUUAUUAUUGCUUCUUUAGAGCAUUGACGUGUACUCUCUCAAGAUAUAUAUUUUGAAGUGUACUUGAUAAAAACGCAGAGGGAAAUUAGCAUAUGACUCUAAAAAGCCUCUACUUGUAUUUACCAGUUCUCAAACUUUCAUGGUAGAGUCAUAUGUAUAGCAUUUCUCUAGAGUUACGUGGGCUGUGGGUUGCAGCUUUUAAAAACAAUGAGCUAGGUCAUUUCGGUUGCCCAUUGGCCACAGCGUACAUGUUACGUAUUAAAGAUCAAGAUUAUACCUGAAAUGUAAAACCUAAAUGUUCGGUCUCAUUAAUACAUAGAGGGAAAAAAAUUUCAGUCAUCAAUAUCGGUGUCGCAGUGUUUAUGAUUAUCCCUCCCACCCCAAAAUGUACCACUGUUGCAGGGCAGUCACUGUGUUAGGAAUGCUUGUAUAUGAAAGAAUUCCCUUUCCCAGUUCAAAUAUGGAUCCAGGAUGAUGUUUAGCAUCUUUGCGACACUGGGUUUAGUCAUCCCCACUGAAGGAAAGAGAAAAUGCACUGAAUAGUUUUACUUCCGUGUGAGUUUCAGUGUGUCCCCUUACCCCAAAUGUCUAAAGGUAUUGAAUUGAAAUUCUUGAGUUGCAAUUUGGCUUACUAAUCGCCAACUUCUGUUUCUAUAAGUUUUUUAAGUGUGUACAUAUCUGCUGUGUUUUGCUGUUGGAUAUAUUUUUGCAUUAAAAAGUCACAUAAGAAAUAUAAUCAGUGUAUUAAUACCUUAAUGGGCACAUAAUCAAUAAAUGACAGCCAUGGUGAAGACAUGC